CUAUUCCUCCCAGCGUCAGAGCGCAUGCUCAGUCCUUGCUUUACGCCAGUUUCAGGGUCGCAACAUAAGCAUGUCCAGGCACAGGCACAAGCGGGCAGGAAAGGCAACGUACAAGGGCCAGGGUAAAGGAUCUGUGCAGCAUGGGAAGAAUGUCAAGAAAGACCCUGGAGUGCCCAACUUGUCCCACUUCAAAGAGCAGGCAAAGAGAGAGGCUGAGCAGAAGAAGAAAAGGGUGGAAGAGAUGAGAGAAAAGCAGAAAGCUGCCAGACAGAAAGAAAUGGCUAAGAGGAGGAGCCUGGGUACAUUUCAGAACGAUGUUUUGAAGCGCCAAAGGGAGUUUGAGCAAAAGGAGGCUGAUCUUAGGAGUCUGGAGAAGCAUGAGCAGCUGGAGAAUGAGAAUUCCAGGAAGGCUUACUACAGGGAGUUCAAAAAGGUGGUAGAAGCGGCAGAUGUUAUUUUAGAAGUGCUGGAUGCCAGGGAUCCUUUGGGCUGCCGAUGUCCCCAAGUGGAGCAGGCUGUAGUACAGUCUGGCACAGAGAAGAAACUGGUGUUGGUUCUUAAUAAAAUAGAUCUCGUCCCUAAACCUGUUGUGGAGAAGUGGUUGAAGUACCUCAGGAAUGAGUUCCCUACAGUGGCCUUCAAAGCCUCCACUCAGCAGCAGAACAAGAAUUUGCAACAGAGCAGAGUGCCAGUCAAGCAGGCAUCUGAGGAUCUGCUGAGCUCUGGAGCCUGCAUUGGCGCUGAUUCUCUAAUGAAACUCCUGGGCAAUUACUGUCGGAACAAGGACAUCAAGACAUCUAUAAGUGUGGGGGUUGUAGGGUUUCCAAACGUGGGGAAGAGCAGUUUGAUUAACAGUCUAAAGAGAGCAAGGGCCUGUAAUGUGGGUGCCACACCCGGCGUGACCAAAUGCCUGCAGGAAGUUCAUUUGGACAAACACAUCAAACUGCUAGACUGUCCGGGUAUCGUCAUGGCUACCUCUACGUCUGAUGCUGCUGUCAUCCUACGCAACUGUGUGAAGAUCGAACAGCUUGUAGAUCCUGUGGGCCCGGUGGAAGCCAUAUUGAGACGGUGCAACAAGGAACAGAUCAUUCAGCACUACAAAGUGAGCAAUUUUCGAGAUACACUGGAGUUCCUGGCCAUGCUGGCUAAACGGCAGGGUAAGCUGAAGAAAGGUGGCACACCGGAUCAUGAGAAGGCUGCCAAGUCUGUUCUUACAGAUUGGGUGAGUGGUAAGAUCAGUUACUUCACCCAUCCCCCAGAGACGCACACCAUGCCUACACACGUCAGUGCGGAGAUUGUCACAGAAAUGGGGAAGGCAUUUGAUUUUGAGGCCCUGGAGAUGGACAACCAUGAGUCUUUAUUAAAGGUCCAGUCUAUCCCAGAGGGCAUUGUUAUGGAGGUCUCUGGGCUCACAGCUGGUGUCGGAGAAGAGGUGGAGCAUGUUGAACUGGAUGAGUUAAGUGAUGAGGAUGAGAAACCCACAGAUUCCAUGGAACAGGACAUAGAUACAGAGUUUGGUCCCAUGACUGUGGAAAUCAAAGCCCUAAAAAGCAAAGUCCAGCUUGAACCAGAACAAGUAGUUCCCAAAGCCCCGAACUUGCAGGAGAUUCAGUCUAUUCACCCAUUGCAGCAAGGACAGGCCCUGCUCGCCGCCAGCAAGAAGAGGAAAAAGUUGCAGAAGCGAGCGAACAAAAUUGCCACAAAACUGUCAGAUUCGCUUACGCUAGCAAUGAAUUUUGGACUGAGCGAUGACUGAGAGGGAAAAUGGACUUUUAUAAAGCCCAUCGUUGACCAUAAGGGUGCAUCAUCCUUGCAGCCCCGCCGGUACACAGGACCCUUGUCAUUAUCCUAAAUGCUGGACUGUGCUGGGUCACUAUAAUAAUGCUGAGUAGCCACUUAUGCAACAAAACAGGAGCAGCAACCCUCACUGUUUUCUUCGACCUAAACUGUUUAUUGAGUUGCUUCUCUGGGUUUUAAAGCCCAUUAAAGAGAUACUGUCAACACAAA
Molecule: messenger RNA, 2007 nt
Organism: Xenopus tropicalis (tropical clawed frog)
Lineage: Eukaryota; Metazoa; Chordata; Amphibia; Anura; Pipidae
Gene: gnl3l
Product: guanine nucleotide binding protein-like 3 (nucleolar)-like
Exons: 15
Coding region: 71-1756 (561 amino acids)
Cellular component (GO): nucleus
Molecular function (GO): GTPase activity; GTP binding
Source: RefSeq, a predicted model, not a curated record